AUGGCUUGUUGCGCUAUUCGCUGCAUUCUUUUAACUGUCUGCAUCGUUCAAAUGGUAGCAACAAUCCAGAGGCAGAUCCUUGACUUCUUGGGGUAUAUGUGGACUCCUAUAAUUGUGAAUUUUGUACAAAUUAUCGUUGUGAUAAUUGGAAUUUUUGGAGCUUAUCAAUAUAAGAUCAAAUACAUAACUUGUUAUGCCGUAUGGAACUCACUGUGGCUCGGCUGGAACAUUUUUGUGAUCUGCGUCUACAUGGAAACAGGGCUCCUCACCAGAGACACUGAAGUGUUGAACCUGGGCACAGGUAGCCGCAGCUGGUGGCUGGCCAAUGGAGUGGGCUGUGACCCAGUUUACAACACUACGCAUGACGACCCCCUCUUCUUCCCCACCCCUUCUUCGGUCGAAGGAUGCCUUCUCGAGUAUUUCUAUGUCGAGGCCAUCCAAGCAUUUCUCCAGUGCCUGCUGGCAGUCAUUGGAGUUAUCUCUGCUUGCGGGACCAUUUAUGUAAUCACCAGAGAUGAUGACUCCUGUUCGACCAAGCGGGUUCAUGACCUCCCCUACAGCAUCGAGUUCCACAACAAUGUUCCCGGGCCGGGCCCAGACCCCUCAUCUGUGCAGAGGCCCAUGACCCCCCGGAAAGUGAAGCAGCGUUCCACCCGUUCCAAGCGAGGUUCCAGGAGGCGCUACUACCAGAACCCGGUCACCAAGCUCAUCAACAGUCAGAACAACGCCAACUACUACCCGGGCCAGGUGAACCCCACCUUCGAGCCCAACCCAUCGGACGGGGGCUCCUCCGUGCCCAACUCCAUCCUGUUCCUCGACGGUAGGCCCAGUCACAUCUACAUGAACGAAAUGGACACCGUCAUCUGA
Molecule: messenger RNA, 867 nt
Organism: Uloborus diversus
Lineage: Eukaryota; Metazoa; Arthropoda; Arachnida; Araneae; Uloboridae
Gene: NKAIN
Product: sodium/potassium-transporting ATPase subunit beta-1-interacting protein-like
Exons: 6
Coding region: 1-867 (288 amino acids)
Biological process (GO): regulation of sodium ion transport
Source: RefSeq, a predicted model, not a curated record